AUGGAAAAUUCAACAGAGGGAAACAACGAAGAAGGGCCGGCAAUAGGAAUCGAUCUCGGGACAACCUACUCUUGCGUGGGAGUUUGGCAACACGGCCGUGUUGAGAUCAUCACAAAUGAUCAAGGUAACAGAACGACGCCGUCUUGGGUUGCCUUCACUCCUACUCAACGACUUAUCGGAGAAGCUGACAAAAACCAAGUUACUGCCAAUCCUUCUAACACUAUCUUUGAUGCCAAGAGACUUAUACGCAGUGAUGAAACAGUGCAAAAUGACAUUAAGCUUUGGCCAUUUAAAGUCAUUGCCCCACCUGAUUCAUGUGAAUACAAGGAGCCACUGAUAGUGGUGACUUACAAGGGCGAGGAGAUAUCUUCAAUGGUCCUUGUCGAGAUGAAAGAGAUAGCAGAGGCCUAUCUUGGUUCAACAGCCUACUUCAAUGAUUCUCAGCGUAAGGCUACAAAAGAUGCAGGAGUCAUUGCUGGACUAAAUGUUAUCCGUAUUAUCAAUGAGCCAACUGCAGCUGCUAUUGCCUAUGGUCUUGACAAGAAGCUUAAUGAGAAUGACAUUGGCAAAAAGCAUAUACUAGUAUUUGAUCUUGGUGGUGGGACAUUUGAUGUAUCUUUAGUAUGUUUGGAAAAGGGUGUGUUUGAAGUUAAAGCAGUAAGUGGAGACACACAUCUUGGUGGUGGAGACUUUGACAAUAACAUGGUGAGUUACUUUGUGGAGGACUUCAAAAGGCAACACAAUGUAGACAUUGGUAGGUUGAGAGCAGCUGCUGAGAGAGCCAAAAGAACCCUUUCAUCUGCUCAUGAAACUACCGUUGAGAUUGAUUGCCUUUACAAGGGCAUUGAUUUCACCCGUGCUCGAUUUGAGAAGUUAAAUAUUGAUUUAUUUAGGAAGUGUAUCGAUCCAGUAGAUCAGUGCUUGAAGGAUGCUAAGAUGGAGAAGAGUGAAGAAAGAAGGCUUUUACAAGAGUUUCUCAAUGGAAAGGAGCUUUGUAGAAGCAUCAACCCAGAUGAGGCAGUUGCCUAUGGAGCCGCAGUCUAUGCUUCUGUCUUGGCUGGUGUGAUUACUAAGAAUGAUAUGGUGCUUGUUGAUGUUGCACCUUUAUCGCUUGGUAUUGAGGUCUAUGGUGGUGGCAUGAAAAUUGUUGUCCCUCGUAACACUAUUAUCCCAACAAAGAAGGUUGGCAGGGUUUAUACUGCCUCUGAUUAUCAGACAGUUGUACCAUUCUCAGUAUAUGAAGGUGAGAGACCAGUUGCUAUAGACAACAACUUUCUAGGCAAAUUUAAACUAUCAGACAUUCCUGCAGCACCUGCUGAGGACAUUAAUACCGGAAACAAGAACCAUAUCACAAUUACUAAUCGGAGUAGGUUAUCAGAGGAGGAGAUUGAUAGAUUGUUGAAAGAGGCUGAAAAGUACAGGACUGAGGAUAAAAAAUAUUUAAACAAGGUGAAAGCUAAGAUUGCUUUGGAGAACUAUGCUAACAAAAUGUGGGAGACAUUGAAAGAUUACGCGGAGAAGAUUAGUGUCGAUGAUAAGAUGAGGAUGAAGAAUGCCAUUGAGAAGACAGUGCAGUGGCUAGAUUGGAAUUAUCAGCUGGCUGAAGCUUCCAAGUUUGAAGAAAAGAUGAAAGAGCUUCAAGUCAUCUGUGAACCAAUAAUUAAGCAUCUAAACCUGACAAUGACACUGUUUGUUCCAAUAAUUCCGAGUGAACUCUAGCCAGGAAGUAAUUUAGUGGGUCGAUGGACUAGAGUCUGGAGGGUUAUGAAGUUUUUUGGUUUGAGAAUUGAGAUAGAUGAAGGUGCUCUAGUAUGUUUUGAAGGGUAUUUUUAGCAGGAGUUUUUUUUUUUUUUUUCCUUAUUACUUUUUGGGAUAGAUGAAGGUGCUUUAUUUUGGUGGUAAAUGUUGCCAUGAUCUAGUUGCAAACUGUAUUAAGCUCCGUUAGAAUUUAAACACUUACUUAAUUUUGGUGGUGAUUGUUGCAAUGACGAAGUGCUUUCAAGAUAUGAUGUAAAAAAAAAAAAAAGUGACAUCCAAGGCAAUGUCCAAGCCACUACACACACUAGCUACACAAAUAGUCCAACAUAAUUGUUAAAUUAAAGCAAGAAAUACACAAAUUAGAAACUCGGGGCAUCGCCCAGGAUACACACUAGUCAUAAAUUAGAAGGUGAUUUUAUAGAAUAAACUUUUUUUUUGGCAAAUUUAUAGAAUAAACUUUAUGUAGGGUAAUAUGGUUAUAUUUAUACAUUAUGAGUGAUUUUUAAUUUUUUAUAUAGUCCAUCUCUUGUAAAGAUUUCAUUCUUAAUAAUAAGUGUACAAAUAAAAUAAAAAAUUAGUUAAGUUUGAAAAUCAUCAAAGCAGGCCAAAUUAAAUCCGAAAAAUUUCAAUUAGAUUAUGAGCAUUUCUUAAAAAAAAAAAAAAAAAAAAAAAAAAAAAAAAAAAAAAAAAAAAAAAAAAAAUUGAGCAUAGCAUGAAAAUUGUUACUCCGUAUGUCACAACUAUAGUAGUUUUAUUUAUUACGUAUAAUCCCAAUACAUAAAAAAAAAUAAAAAUAAUUCAUCUUUUAUCUUUCAAUCCAUAAGUUGAAUAAAAAAUUUAUAGGAUCUUGUUAACG
Chenopodium quinoa (quinoa) is the source of this 2614-nucleotide messenger RNA. RefSeq names its product heat shock cognate 70 kDa protein-like. The record is from RefSeq and is a predicted model, not a curated record. The transcript has 4 exons. Gene Ontology annotation, biological process: cellular response to unfolded protein; protein refolding. Gene Ontology annotation, molecular function: ATP binding; misfolded protein binding; ATP-dependent protein folding chaperone. Gene Ontology annotation, cellular component: cytoplasm. The coding region runs from base 1 to 1719 and encodes 572 amino acids. Lineage: Eukaryota; Viridiplantae; Streptophyta; Magnoliopsida; Caryophyllales; Amaranthaceae.